Nerophis ophidion (straightnose pipefish) is the source of this 2956-nucleotide messenger RNA. RefSeq names its product phospholipase A and acyltransferase 4-like. Gene Ontology annotation, biological process: N-acylphosphatidylethanolamine metabolic process. The coding region runs from base 2264 to 2833 and encodes 189 amino acids. The transcript is spliced from 5 exons. Gene Ontology annotation, molecular function: A2-type glycerophospholipase activity; glycerophospholipid phospholipase A1 activity. Gene Ontology annotation, cellular component: cytoplasm. NCBI's taxonomy places the organism in Eukaryota, Metazoa, Chordata, Actinopteri, Syngnathiformes, Syngnathidae. The record is from RefSeq and is a predicted model, not a curated record.
GCACAGGGGUCUGCCGAGGAGAACUAGGGGACUGGCUGUGAGCAGGACUAGGACUAUGAUGAGUGAUAAGACAAACACUAGGACUCGGGCAAGGACUUGAGAGAGGACCAGGACUUACAAUCACACUAGUGCUUUGAGAAGGGCUUGGGCAAUGACCAGGACUUACAGUCAUACCAGGGCUUGGGCAAGAACUAGGACAAACGGUCAAACUAGGGCUUGGGCAAGGACUGGGACUAACAAUCAAACUGGUGCUCGGGCAAGGACUAGGACAAAGACUAGGACUUACAGUAACACUGGGGCUCGGACAAGAACUUGGGUAAGGACUAGGGUUCGGACUAAGACCACGAGGGGAAUCAGUACUAAUAUUACAAAGGCAAGAAACAAGACUCGGGACCGGACUCGAAACAGGACUCGGACUACGGAUCAGUCUACGAGUGGAACUAGGACUACGACGACUACGAGAAAGACUAGGACUACAACUAGAAUCAGAACGGAAACUCGGACCAGGACUUGGACUACGACUCAGUCUACAAGUCGGUCUACGAGUAGGACUAGAGCAUGGGCUACGAAGAAGGCUGGGACUCGAACUCUGAGAGAGACUGUGACUAAAACUAGAACUAGGGCACAGACGGAACACAGGUGGAGGAGGUCUAAGAGGGCGUGACUUGACCGGGGAGAACACAGGUGGAGGAGGUCUACUAGGAGGAGCUAAGCGUUUAGCGGGCCGAAAAACAGGUAAAGGUGGCCUACAUGGAGGUUUUUGUUUAGCAGUUUUAAGAACAGGUAGCGUCUGCCCUACCUCCGCAACACAGCUAUAGGCCAUAGCUCCCCCCUCCAGACGGGAAUCCCAGACCCGUUCCCUGUGGUCAGGGACUGACCAUAAGGGAGGGUGGUGGGAGGUUUGGAGGCGGGCAGACCCCUCCCCUCUAUAUUGUCCAGAGUGUCCCUUUGAAAAGGGAGAAAAAACCUUGGACUUGGGCAGAGAAUGAGGUUUAAACGGUGGGUUAGAAGAAAAACUAGGUGACUGAGGUUGACUAGAAUAAUAAGAAAAAAUAUCCUGAUACUUUUGUAUAUUAUUAUUAAUGUUAUUGUCAUUUGAAAAUGGCUGAGAAAACGAAUCUUCCCCCAAAAAUUCCUUGUUGAUGACGUCAUCAUCGGAGGACGGGCUUGCGUUACCGGGGGGCGUCGACGAAAUGACGUCAUCUGCGCGGGACACAAGUUGGGAAUUUGCCCAGUCGGUAAAACUGUUAGCAAAGUGUGUUAUUGGGUCCCCAAACAAUGGUGUAGGGGUCUUGUGUGCUGACUGUAGGUUGCUGUGUUCGUGAGGAGGGAGACAUGGAGUGGGCAAGUCUCUGUCGCCCGACGAAGCCAUACUUCGCGGCUUCCGCCUACGCGGACGAGCGCGAGCGCUGCGGGAGGGAAACUCACCGCUCCCGGAAGCAUCGAUCGGAACCAGUUUUCCCUCCAGGUCCCACAUCAUGCUUUCGUCUGGAUUGCAUCGGAGAGUUUCAGCCUCCAUCGCUCGGAAUACCCUCCAUGUGCCUUCGUCGAAGGUCUCCUCGUGGUUGCCAGACGCGGAAAAACUUUUUAAUGCUCGGAUCCUACUGUGAAGACUCUUCUUCGGCAUGGUAAUGCCGGUGUAGUUUUCCCGUGGAUGCGUCGAAGCAGAACACAGCAAAGUUGCCUUCCUCGAUCCUCGAUCCUCAAUCACUCGCCUGGACUCGAACCUUGUUUGCUUGCCGCCUGUCCUCGACCUCCUGCCUGUCCCCGGAUCGUCCUUGUUCCUACUCCUCCUUGACCAGAUGCAGGUUUCAUUCAACACGCAUGCACAACGUCCUCUUGUUUCAUUCACAUGGUUAACUUCACAAUUAAUCCUGCAACCAACACUUAGAUGAGCGUACACAUCCCACACAAUCAUCAAAGGUUACAAUAAACCUGGUAACCUUACGUCUUUCGUGGUGUCGUCUCCUUCCAGUCCUCCCAUACAUAACAAAUUAGACGGUAAAAAAUGAAAAUUAUCAUCUAAGUUUAAAACAAGUUCACCACAAAUAAUUUGAACUCGUGUGCUGACCAAUAAAAGACGUGACAUUGACAACUAUGUUUUAUGUAACAGAUUAAUAAGUGACAAAUCAAACAGACUAUCUUCUUUUUGCAUCAGUUAAGGCUAUCAGGAAUAAUGAAGGCAUUACAGAUAUCAUACAAGCUGAUUAUUAAACAAGCUGACGGAAAGAUUAAUCUUUUUGUUCUCCUGAGCUGAGGAACGAUGGCUCGUCACGGAAUGUGGAACAACCUUCUCUCGCAAGUGAUGUGGAAACAGAUGGAUAAGAGCGUGUCCACGGCGGGGAUUGGAGACUUGAUAGAGUUUACCCAUCCGUAUUUGGGGUUUUCUCUCUGGGGAGUUUACAUGGGGAAAGGUCAUGUGAUCCAUUUUGGAGUUGGAGAUGAGAACAUGACACAGAAAGCGUGUCGCAGCCUCUUGCAGUUCAUGCUCCCCGGGUCCAAAGGUGACGGUGUUUUAAAGAAGACCACAAUCACCUGGGAGCCCAUCGCUGACAUCCGACUGCCGGCAGGAGUCCGUAUUCGGGUCAACAAUGCCAAACACCAGAUGGUUCCUUCCAUGGUGGAGCUGAUGAUGCAUCGAUGUCACACGUUUAUGAAUCAGGAGUUCAAAUACGACCUGAUCAACUUCAACAGCGAGCAUUUUGCAACCUUUGUUCGCUACGGCCAAGCAGUGUGCACACAGAUUCCCUUCCAGAAAAAGAGCGGCAGUCACGCUGACACAACUGCAACCCUUGAACUGAUAAUGCAGCAGCGGAUGGAGACAGAAACUUAAGCCCUUAUAUCAAGUAUCCUAAUAAGCAGAUUCAAUUAUUUUGCUUUCCAACAUGUGCUCACAGCAAAGGCCAUACUUGUAUCAGCGCCCCCACCGACCACAAUAAAGACAGAACAAAACUUU